UCCCGCCAGCUCCUCUCAGCCCCAGGCGGGCCACCCCAUCGCUCACCCUCACACCUCCCGGGCGUUUGUGCUGUUGAUUUAAAUGUCAUUUUCUAGCAUGUCACGUGUGUGUUGUUUAAAAACGGGGAGAAGCCAAGUGGGAAAGUAUAGGGAAGAGAGGAAAGCCGCCACACCACUGGGGGUGUCGGGUGUUUCCUGCGCGGUCUCCCAUGCACUUUUUAGCGCCUUAAGUCGGGACCCUCAGGACAUGCCCCCCAAACCUGGCCCCGCACGGGGAGGGUCCCCAGGAGCCUGGGUCACUUCGCCCCACCGUCCGCGGGGUCUCUGCCUGGACGGGGCCAGGUCGCGGGAGGGUGGGGAGCGAGGCGAGAGGCGGGGACAGGCGACAGCAGCGGGGCGCCCCGCCCGCCCGGGGCCGGCCCACGCGGGGUCUCGGAGCCGAUCCGCCCCGCGUCCCCCGCCGCGCCCGCCUUCCGGGAGGAGCGGCCAGGUGGUGGCAGGUGCGGCGGCGGCGCAGCGCGCAGCACCCGACAGCCAAGACCCCACUUUCAUGGCCAGCCCUGGGGAGGCCCAGGAGGAUAGCGCGUCCCGCUCAGCCCCCAGGAACCGGGGGCACCAGCUCUGAGCUGGGGAAGGACGUCAGACCUGGGCUUGGCGCCGGAAACCCGGACGGGGCGUCGGGGGAAGACAGGUGGCUCCGGUUAGGGGAUCCAGGGCGAGGCGCCCUGCGGGGGAGCCCGAGAGGUUCUGAGCCCGGAGGGGGCGCGUCUGGAGGGGGCAAAGCCUCGUGCUGAGGAGUCUGCUAAGCCUGGACUCCGGGGUAUUUCUGACCAGGGCGCCCUGUCCAGGCCGGGACCCUCACCUGCACCCGGGAGCCUGGCGCGCGGGCGGGGCGGAGCGGAGCGGGGAGGGAGGGACCGGAGGGCGAUCCACCUGCCAGCUGGUGCCGGGAGGGCUUGAGGCCCAGGGCAGGCUGAGCAGCGGGCAGGAUUGGCCCAGUGCUCCUACUGGUCAGCCCCUCGCCCCGUCUCCGUGUCCCCAACGCCAGGACCCGUUCAGCUCCUCCCCGAUGGCCACUCCCUCACCCAAGCCCGGUGCCCUCAGCUGCCAUCACAAGCACCCGACAGCCAAGACCCCACUUUCAUGGCCAGCCCUGGGGAGGCCCAGGAGGAGGAGGGGGAGCAGGAGGGAGGCUCGGUGGGGCCCUGGGCAGCCAUGCUGGCGCAGGCCCAGGAGCUGUUCCUGCUGUGUGACAAGGAGGCCAAGGGCUUCAUCACCCGGCACGACCUGCAGGGCCUGCAGAAGGACCUGCUCCUCACGCCCGAGCAGCUCGAGGCCGUGUUCGAAAGCCUGGACCAGGCCCGCACGGGCUUCCUCACUGCCCGGGAGUUCUGCCUCGGCCUGGGGAAGUUUGUGGGGGCAGAGUCGGUCCAGGGCACACAGCCCUCGGGGGCUUCUGAGGAAACCUUUGAGUCGGGCUGGUCCGAGGGGCCAGGUACGGGGGGCUCCCUGGAGGAGGAGGAGGAAGAGGAGGAGAGGUUUCUCUCGGCGCUGGAGCAGCUGGGGGUGGCCCAGGUCCUGAUCGAGCAGCGGGCGGUGCGGCUGCUCUGGACCCGGCUGCAGCGCGAGCGACCCGAGCUGCUGGGAUACUUGGAGGAUGUUCUGAUGCGUGCGUCGGCCUGCCUGGAGGAGGCGGCCCGAGAGCGAGCCGGCCUGGAGCAGGCGCUGCGGCGGCGGGAGAGCGAGCACGAGAGGGAGGUGCGGUGUCUGUACGAGGAGACCGAGCAGCAGCUCCGAGAGCAGCGCCAGCGCCUGAGGAGCCAGGACCACCCCCGGGAGGAGCGCAGAGGCCGCCUGGAGCUGGAGCUGCAGAGCCGCGAGCAGGAGCUGGAGCGCGCGGGCCUGCGGCAGCGGGAGUUGGAACAGCAGCUGCAGACCCGGGCGGCGGAGCGGCUGGAGGCGCAGGCGCAGAACGCGCAGCUGUGGCUGGCCAACGAGGCGCUGCGGGCGCAGCUGGAGGCGGCGCAGGAGCAGCUCCGCAGGCUGGAGGGCGAAGUGCUGGGCCGCCGGGAGCAGACCCUCCGGGACGUGGUGGCUGUCUCGCGGAACAUGCAGAAGGAGAAGCUCAGCCUCGCGCGGCAGCUGGCGCUCCUCAGGGAGCUGAACACGCGGCUACGAGACGAGAGGGACGCCUGUGAGACCAAGCAGCUGGGCAGUGGCCCCAGGAAGGCUCUGUCCUCGGCCUGCCUGCCGGGGCCCGCCUGCUGCUGUUGCUGCUGCUGCUGCAGCAACUGGGCUCGACCCCCCAGAUGUGGCUCAGGCCACCUUCCCAGUGCCCGGUGACCAGCCAGCCCUAGUGACUCACGGGGCGUUCCCUGAAGAAACUGCCCUUUGAAAGUGACUCAUCGUGGCUGGGGCUGCUGGUCCAGCACCUGGGCUCUACCCAGUGGGCUGCCUGGCCUGCCUGCCUGCGGACAUGAAGGAACUAACGGGGAGGGGGGUGUCAGGCUCCCCUGUGCCCCCCUCCGGUCCUCAUCCUGUCCCCACCCCCCAUCAAACCCAUCUCUGUCCAGCACUCCAAAUAAACUCGACCAACCACA
This is a messenger RNA of Myotis myotis, 2600 nucleotides long. It is a transcript of the gene CRACR2B, whose product is annotated as calcium release activated channel regulator 2B. Gene Ontology annotation, molecular function: calcium ion binding. Bases 1144 to 2343 code for a protein of 399 amino acids. The record is from RefSeq and is a predicted model, not a curated record. NCBI's taxonomy places the organism in Eukaryota, Metazoa, Chordata, Mammalia, Chiroptera, Vespertilionidae. The transcript has 11 exons.